AUGCACAAGGUGCUCCUUGUUCGCUCUCAGAUCUGUAGCAGCAUCAGUCACAGAUUAGACAUGAGCAACCUCGAAAAGUAGCCUCUUACGGUGGAUACAAACCUGGUGGAUUGUACUUGUCUUUCUCUUGGACUCCAGGUCACUGGAAACCCGGGAGGUUAUUAUUUUACGCACACGUGCUCAACGCAGUUCCCUGGAUGUUGGGAUUAAAAAACCUCUCGGAUCUUUUCUGGCACAAUGAGACUCGUGAAUUUAAUGGAUCUAAGCACCAAAUAGGAGUAAAAUCUAUUUUCGGGCAGCGCUUGCAGCCGGCAUGGCUUUACCAAACUCACCGGGCUCUCCCGAAUCGGGGAAGCCCAGCCCCAACGUCAUAGACCUGGGGACUAUCUUUGUUGACUCGGACAUCAUAUUUGGCUUCACAAGUCACCUGCUGAGGAGAAAAGCAAAGGUGGAGGGAUGUCCCAGUGGAGAGUCCGCGGUGAGCCCCAGGAAAAGAUUUCACUCAGCGGAGGAAGCGCGAUGCAGCAGCCGUCCUCCACCUGAGGGCGCCGGGUCAGUUUCCAUCACCGAGUCGGAGGAGAAAGGAGGCUUUUGCCAGCAGUGCCAAAGGAAGGUGUCGGAACUGAAGAAACAGGCGCAAACUCUGGCUGACCACAACUCCUUAAAGGACCCUGGAUAUGCAACCUUCCUGUUCGAUCAGCUCCAAACACCUGGGAGCCAUGAACCUGACUGCUGCCAGGUGUGCUCCACGCCUCUUCACCAGCUGAGGAAGGAGGCCUUGCAGGCACUCCACUCUCCUGUUCUCGCCUUCGGCUCAGACAUGGCAGCGUUGCCCACCACGUCCGCUCAGCAACAGCCUUCCAGAAUCGCUGGUUCGUCCGCAAGUGUCCAUGCCAAGCAGUUAGUGAAAGGCCAGUCUACGAACCGCUCUAUCCUGCCUUUGGGGGAGCGGCACAAAGUUCCAGGCUGGGCCCAGAGCCCUUCUGCCUCUUCGGGGUCUAAGACCAGUGUGCAGGUGACGGUGGCAGGAGGGCAGCUUACUGGAUCUUUGAGCACCGUCACCAUCCAGGCACAGCAGUACCUCGAUGGGAAGUGGAGCAUCUCUACAGUCAAUAACUUUCUGCCUCAGCCUAAGCAGGCCCAUAGUUUGAUGGGGGAUGCAGAAAGUGGUGUCCCAGCCUCCGAGGCGCCCGUCACCACCAUGACAAACACCACCAGCAGCUGCAGCAGCACCACCACCUCGCUGACGACCUGCAGACUGAAAGGCCCCAACCACCCAGGAAUCCCAGUUCCCAUAACCAGUGCAUCCGCCUCUUCUUCCUCAUCGGCAGCAACCUCCUUCUUCAUCAGGGCAGCUCAGAAGCUUAACCUCUCCUCCAAACGGAAGAAACACCAACCCUCCCUGCUCCACCCACAGGAGCCCUCCAUCUACCCAACUAAUUUCAGUGGCAUCCUGCAGGUCUCACCACCCCCGACUCCGCCAUGUCUCCUCCGAGCCGUGUCCAAAGUGAAAGAGAACCCAGGGAUGGGAAAGGUGAAAGUGAUGAUGCGAAUCUGUCCGUCUCUGGAGGCCGCGGACUCCUCAGAGUCUCAGUCUUUCUUAAAAGUUGACAGCAGGAAAAAGCAGCUGACCCUCUACGACCCCGCAUCCAGCCCGCACUCCAGCUCAGGGCACAGGAGGUCCGCCACUGUGGCCGUCCCAAAGAUAUUUGCCUUCGAUGCUGUUUUUACCCACGAUGCCUCACAAGCUGAGGUGUGCUCAGGGACAGUAGCUGAGGUCAUCCAGUCUGUGGUGAACGGUGCAGACGGCUGCAUCUUCUGCUUCGGCCAAGUCAAGCUCGGCAAAACAUACACCAUGAUUGGCAAAGACAGCUCCACUCAGAGCUUGGGCAUUGUGCCCUGUGCCAUUUCCUGGCUCUUCAAGCUCAUCAACGAGCGCAAGGAGAAGACAGGCACUCGCUUCUCAGUCCGCGUGUCUGCUGUGGAGAUCUUUGGGAAAGAUGAAGAGCUGAAGGACCUGUUGUCUGAGGUGUCAACAGGCAGUCUGCAGGAGGGCCAGUCCCCGGGAAUCCAUCUGAGAGAGGAUCCCAUCUGUGGCACUCAGCUCCAGAACCAGAGCGAGCUUCGAGCCCCAACUGCUGAGAAAGCCGCCUUCUUCCUGGACGCAGCCCUAGCCGCACGCAGCACCAGGAGGCCAGAUGCAGAUGAAGAUGAAAGGCGCAACUCGCACAUGCUGUUCACACUACAUAUUUACCAGUAUCGCAUGGAGAAAAGCGGCAAAGGAGGAAUGUCGGGUGGACGGAGCAGACUGCACCUCAUUGAUUUGGGAAGCUGUGAGAAGGUCCUGAGCAAAAGCAGAGAUGGAGGUGGAGGCAUGUGUCUUUCCCUCAACGCUCUGGGAAACGUCAUAAUGGCUUUGACAAAUGGAGCAAAACAUGUACCUUACAGGGACAGCAAACUAACAAUGUUGCUGAGGGAGUCUCUCGGCAACAUCAACUGCAGAACCACCAUGAUUGCCCAUAUCUCAGAUUCCCCAGCCCACUAUGCUGAUUCACUCAAUACAAUCCAGCUGGCUUCUCGUAUUCACCGUAUGAGGAAGAAGAAAUCAAAGUAUGCAUCCAGUUCAUCUGGAGGGGAAAGUUCCUGUGAGGAAGGCAGAGUUCGACGACCACCACACUUAAGACCGUUCCACCCUCGGACAGUAGCUCUGGAUCCAGACCUGCCAGCUCUGCUCAGCGACCCGGAAUACUCUUCAAGUAGUGAACAAUCUUGUGAUACCGUCAUUUACGUCGGACCUGGGGGAACUGCAAUUUCAGAUAGAGAGCUUAGUGACAAUGAAGGCCCGCCUGCCUUUGUUCCCAUUAUCCCCUCACUUAACAAGAAGAGAUCUGCAAAAGAGGGCCCUCAGGAUAGAGACCAGUUCUUUAAAUGCAACACAUUUGCUGAGCUGCAGGAGAGACUGGAGUGUAUAGAUGGUAGUGAAGAGCCCACUGCCUUUGUCGGAGAAGGCAAAAGAAACCAGGCUAGCCCUAAAACAGAAAAAUCCAAGGAAAACCAAGUCUGUAAUUCACCAAAGACUGGAGUAAAUCUUUACAACAACCAAGAGGGAAACUCAAGUAAACAAUCUAUCCCUAUUCAAAUAUCCUGCAGUGCCAAUGUUAUACCCAAACUUGAUGCCAACAAGAGGCACUGCAUGUCUUCAGAAAGAGUGCCAGCAGAGACUGUCCAAAAUGUAUGCAGAACCAGUGCAGAUGGUGAGAAGGUAUUGAUGUCUGAAUGCCAGGUCACCACAAACAGAUCAACACCUCCCAUAGCCAUAAGCUUGGAGCCUGUAGUAAGGGAGAAAGUUUAUCCCAACAAGAAAGCCUUGCCGAAGCCAGCUCCACCUCCUUCACAAAAAAUGGAAAAUCCUGAAAAAGGAGAACGAUCAGGCACCAGGAUGCCACCGGUGGGAAUGAGCCACCAAGCUGUUAAAAGAAGGGACCCUUGCACAUCGCCUUUGCUCAGAGCACCUGUAGAGGUGUGUCAAGUGCGCUCAACUUUAAGGGAAAGGUGCUUGGAUCGAGAUAUCCUUAGAGCUACUGUCACCCUACAGCAGCCAGUGGAGCUGAAUGGGGAGGAUGAGUUAGUGUUUACCGUUGUGGAAGAGCUCUCCAUUGGCAGUAUUGUAGAUAAGGGUCGGCCAUCAAGCAUUAUUAGCUUUAACAGUGACUGCUCACUUCAGGCCCUGGCUUCUGGUUCUAGGCCUGUCAGCAUUAUCAGCAGCAUCAACGAUGAAUUUGAUGCCUACACAUCAACUGUGGGAGGAUCUGAGGUCAACAUUGCCAUGGUGACACCCACCCAGGAGAGCACAAUGGAGUGUAUAGACAGCAGGGGAUCGUCUAUCAGUUCUUGGUUGAGUGAGGUCAGUGUCUGCACCUUGGAAAGUGAAGGGGCCCAUUCAACAGAUGUUUUCCUUCCACAGGCCCAACAAAUAAUGCCAGAGUCCACCUUUUACUUCGAUUCCCUUGAAAUGUUUCAUUGUAUGUCAUCCACAAGAGAUGCUAAGAGCUCCUUAAACGACAGUGGAUUCAGUUUUUCUGAACAAGACAGUGACAGUGCCACAUCAAGUAAACUGUCAUUGACGAGAUGCCCCCAAUCCCCAGAAUCAACCAAAGGGUCCCUUCGAUUUACAUCUAAAUUAUCCAAAGCUCACUCAGUGAGCUCCCCUCCACUUCCACAGGGCUCCUCAAUUGUCCACUCUAGUCUUCCCAGGAAGAUUAAACCUACCUCAUCCAUCUCUCAUAGCAGUAGCAGUAGCAGCAGCAGCAUUAGAGAUCCACCGAGGCAAGAAGCUAAACAGGAGGAUCCCUGGCAGCGCGUCAGCAACCACGCAGAACCUCAGACUUCUGACCCCAGCAGCACCAGCAGAUUUCUCAGAAAUCCCCCCUGUGGUGUCUUUUCCAGCAAAACAUCCAACAACAGCAACAGUGUACCUCACCCUCCCAAGGUGCAGGGGUCUACCUCAUCCCAGAGAGUGGUUGAUGGUUGUGAAAAGUCAGCUACCAGAAAUCCACCCAGCAGAAUGCCUCAGCUGAGGCGAGGAGCCACCACCCUGGGGACGGUGCCCGUUAUUCAAUCCUCCUCUGAUCACAAGGGAAGCCAAGAUAUUGUUUCAUCUUCUGGAAGCCUUAAAUUCUCUUCGCUAGGGAAGAACAACAAGGCUAACUCACAGAAAGCAAGUAAUCUCCCCAAGCCUGGCUGCACCUCACCACCUCCUCCUCCAGUUAGGAAAUCAAGCCUUGAUCAUAAGACUAAGAUUUUGCUUCCCCAAAGUGCCUUAAAGUCAGCAUAUGGAGAGGCAGCAAGGACCUAUGGGGGAAGGGCAGCUGUAUCAGAGGAUGAACUUGAGGUACAUCGAAAAGCAGACUCUACCAAUUUCAAAACCUCCAGCCUCAACACAGCCAAAGUUACCUCUAGCCUGAAGGCCAAAGGUUCUAAAGGAGAGGCUGGUCUGCAUUACGGCAGCCAAAUGUCACUUGAAAGGUGUGAAACCCUUUCUCUCUCUGGCUCCAGAGUUACACUUAGCAGGGAAAACAGUGGAGCAAGUCUGGGUAGCAAAUCUAACAAGUCAAUUCCAAGAUUUGGUAUUCCUAAUUCAUCUAGUUCUCCGAUAGCUACCUUCCAAUCUACUCAAAGUGGUGGAAACAACACAAAGCCAAGUCAGGCUAAAGCUUCUGUAAAUACGAGAGCAUUGGGAGCAGUUAAUGGAAAUAAAGCACGCUCACUAUCAGCCAAUAACUCCAAGGGCCUCAGCUCCUCUACUAAAUCUUUGGCCUCUCCUGUGACCAGGAAUACUAAUGCCAACCUCCCGCCAUCAGGACGAACAUCAGGCUCUCGGACUACUGCUCCAGUCCCAAAUAAACCUGGGAGAGGGACUAUCAUGGGCACAAAGCAGGCCAUCAGGGCCGCAAACAGUCGUGUGAGUGAACUUGCAACGGGGAACAUAUCAGGAAAGCAUGGCAGGGGUUCAGGAGAUUCAGACAGUGGGAAUGACAGUGGAGUAAAUGUGGCUGAUGACAAGUCUCCCACAGCCAUGCUGCCUUCUCCGUACAGUAAAAUCACUGCUCCCAGACGGCCUCAGCGCUAUAGCAGUGGUCAUGGCAGUGACAACAGCAGCGUGCUGAGUGGUGAGCUGCCUCCAGCCAUGGGCCGCACAGCUCUGUUCUACCACAGCGGAGGCAGCAGUGGAUAUGAGAGCAUGAUCAGGGACAGUGAAGCCACAGGCAGUGCUUCGUCUGCCCUUGACUCCAUGAGUGAAAGUGGGAUGUCAUCGUCAGGCAGAGCAAGGAGCUCCAAGUAUCCCAAGAAAAGAGCUAACGGCUUCCAGAGAAGGCGGCUUAUUCCUGCACCCCUGCCAGACACAUCGUCCUUGGGGAAAAAGGUGGCCCCAGCAGGCCAGUGGGUGGACUUGCCUCCUAUGUCUGGACAGUUGAAAGAGCCUUUUGAGAUCAAAGUAUAUGAGAUUGAUGAUGUGGAACGGCUCCAAAGACGGCGUCAGGAGGAAACCGCAGAGCAACCCUACCAAGAAGUUGAAAAUGGUCUGGUGUAUUUUAACAGCAAGUGGAGGUUGCUAGAGAGAAGGCAACAGCAGGUGAGGGAAUUAAGAGCAAAGCAUCAAGUGUUGUUGGAGGAGCUAGAGGACACAAAGGUUCGACUAAUGAUGGAUCCGAGCAAGUGGGUUGGAGAAUUUGACGUGGACCAAAGUAUGGAUAAAGAGUCUCCAGACUACCUGGAGGCCUUGGCGCAGGCCACAGAGGAGUUGGAGUUUUGCGUCAAUCUUUGCAAGUCCCACGUCAUGAUGGUGACUUGUUUCGACAUCAGCAUGCCGUCGACACCCGGCACUCAAGAGGGACUGCGGGAAGUUGAAGUCUGAGGACAAAAGCAAGUAGGAAUCAAAAAGAAAGUGGAAGUGAGAAGAAAAAGGUAGAAGAGAUGUAGCAGUCAGUCUAUAGAUAUCACUGGAAUGAAGUACAAAAGAGACGGACAGGGGACAAGAGCAGAGCUUUCCUGAAAAACAUAGGAGAUCUCGACCAUGUGAGCUACAGUGCCUCGUUGUCUAGGACAGAGCAGAGGAACGAAGCGUGAGCACAAACGCUGUUGUCUUCAUGGCAAAGCAGUGGCUAUCACUUACUGAAAAGUCGACAAACACCCUGAAGUGCCUUUUUUUAAUGUUCUUUUUGAGUCAUUAUUUUUCAUACAACGCAGGUGUUUUAAGCAUACCUGAACAUAACCCUGAACAUGUUGCUUUUAAGAAAAAAAAUAUUUUAUACCGCAUUGUAUAGUGUAUUUAAAUGAAUGUGUGGUGUGUACAAUUAACCUUUUUUUAAGUGGGAAAAAUAAAGAAAAAAUAAGAAGCAAUAAGCUAAUGUUAUUGCGGUCCCAGACUUUGCCUUUUCUCUUGUUUCUAACCUCAAGUCAGCAUUUUCCCCAUUGGUCAUUCAGCCUCUUGCGCCUUAAGUUCGAUUUGUAUUUCUGUAGUUUUCUAGACUUUCAAACUGGACUGUAUUAUUUCAUCACAGACCGCCUUUCCUCCUGUCAGCUGGCCUGUAAAAACUCACAGGGUGGAAAUGAUUUGUUUUCCCUACAGUUGCCUUUAUCAUAAUGGGUCUCUGUGGAUCAGCUGGUGUGUUUGAUGGCAAGCAAAGUUUAUUCUAAGUGUGCUAACUGAUGUUUAUCUCUCUGCAAAUCAGAAAAUGAAGCCAAAACAAUCAGAAAGGCACUGUGAUGGACAUUGAGAGAUUUUUCCACCCUCAGUUGUGACAGUAGGUCUAUGGAUGCUCAUCUUUGAGCUUAAUUCCUCUGCAGAUGGUUUGGACUAUGUAA
Molecule: messenger RNA, 7365 nt
Organism: Poecilia latipinna (sailfin molly)
Lineage: Eukaryota; Metazoa; Chordata; Actinopteri; Cyprinodontiformes; Poeciliidae
Gene: kif26ab
Product: kinesin family member 26Ab
Exons: 16
Coding region: 314-6415 (2033 amino acids)
Biological process (GO): microtubule-based movement
Molecular function (GO): microtubule motor activity; ATP binding; microtubule binding
Source: RefSeq, a predicted model, not a curated record